This is a messenger RNA of Erythranthe guttata (spotted monkey flower), 1223 nucleotides long. RefSeq names its product NADPH-dependent oxidoreductase 2-alkenal reductase. The record is from RefSeq and is a predicted model, not a curated record. Gene Ontology annotation, molecular function: oxidoreductase activity, acting on the CH-CH group of donors, NAD or NADP as acceptor. NCBI's taxonomy places the organism in Eukaryota, Viridiplantae, Streptophyta, Magnoliopsida, Lamiales, Phrymaceae.
UAUAAAUAAAAGAUGCGACUCAACUCAUGUCUUAAAAUUAAUAGCAGAAGUAAGAAUGGAGGAGGUGAGGAACAAAUUCGUAGCAAUAAAAGGUCACAUAAAUGGUGCUCCAAGUGAGUCAGAUUUCGAAAUAAAGACUGAAACAAUAAGUUUACCAGCAAUCAGAAAUACAAGUAAAGAAUAUUAUGUGAUCGUUAAGAAUCUUUAUGUAUCGGUCGAUCCGUACCAGCUCAACCGAAUGAAGGCUCAAAGCUCGUCUCAGUCAGCCAUUAGUUUUGCCGCCCCCAUAAUCCCCGGCCAUGCAAUUGAUACGUACGGCGUAGGUAGAGUGGUGGAGUCCGGGGGGAGGUCGGAUUUGGCAAAGGAUGAGUUAGUGGCCGGACUGCUGACGUGGGGAGAGUACACCGUAAUAGCAGCUGAAGAAGAAGGCAUCAGGCUGUUGAAUAAGUUGGAUGCUGACGAGGCAUUGCCUUUGUCGCAUUACGUAGGCACUCUUGGAUUUAGUGGGCUUACAGCGUAUGGAGGGUUUUAUAAAGUAUGUAAACCAAAGAAGGGAGAGAGCGUGUUUGUAUCGGCUGCUUCUGGUUCUGUUGGGAGUUUAGUUGGACAAUAUGCAAAGCUCUUUGGUUGCCAUGUUGUUGGCUGUGCUGGUACCCAACAAAAGGUUGAUCUGCUUAAGGAAAAGCUUGGUUUCGACGAUGCAUUCAACUACAAGGAUGAGACCGAUCUCAAUUCAGCUCUUAAAAGGUAUUUCCCAAAGGGCAUAGACAUGUAUUUCGACAAUGUAGGAGGGGAGAUGCUGGAGGCAGCAAUAGGUAACAUGAACACAUUCGGACGAGUGGCAGUUUGCGGUGCAAUAUCUGAAUACACGGGUGGGGGCAGAGGGGCGAGUCUCGAUAUGCUGGAUGUUGUGUACAAGAGGAUCACAAUUCAAGGUUUUCUGGCAGCUGAUUACUUGAAUUGCUACUCUGAUUUCAUCUCAACCACCACAGACCAUCUCCGCAAUGGCAAAAUGCACGCCCUUUCUGACAUUUAUCACGGUGUCGAGACUGUGCCUCUUGCUUUUAUAGGUCUCUUUCGCGGUCAUAAUAUCGGGAAAAUGAUUGUGCAGAUUGCGAAUUAGUACUGAACAAUGUCUAUUAAUAAUUUAAUGCAUUUGGAUUGAUAAAUUUGUGUUGAACUUGUUUGUAAUAUCUUCAAUUAAAUUUAAUGCCAAUUGGAAA